UCGUGUGAAAGUCCAUGCUGCGUGCUGCAUUGAUACAAAAACAAACCGCUUUUGCUAUCACAGUCGCCUGAACCCCACACAUCUCGCUCGACCCUCGUUCCGACCAGUGCUUUGCUUGCUUUUCCAUUCAUUCGUUUCUUGAAUUCCUACUUUCGUUUAUUCUUUCUUCUUUUUGGUCUUUCUCCGCAAUGGCGCCUCAGCUUUUUCGUCGCAAACGUGCGCCGCCGUCCGCCGGCCGUGAAGCCGCUAUUGCUAUGUUUGGCACCUCUGCCUUUAACUAUGGUGACGACGACACGCUCUCUCCCGAAGAGUCCUCCGCUCUAGACUCGGACGCCUGGCUGUCUGCCUACACCCCCCCAUCCGGCUCAUACCCAACCUCCAGCAAGUUCGUGGCCGAGUCCGCCCGACAAGUCAUCGAGUCCUACAACCCUGCAGAUCCCCUCAGCCAGCCCCGACCCCAGCGCGCGCAGCCUCAGGACGCCGCCAACCCGCGCCGCUUCAUGUCCCUGAAACGCAUGUCCUCGACCUUCACCCUGCAGCACGGCAACCUCUCCCUCGGCGAGCUGCUCGCGUCCGCGGUCUCGAUCGACGAGCUCCGCAAGCCCUCCGUCGGCAGAGUCCUCAGUCGCCAGCCGUCGACGACCUCGCUCGCGGGCCCGUCCUCGUCGACGUCUUCCUCGUCCGCGUCCUCGUCUGCCUCCGCGUCCGCUUCGAGCUCGAGAGUGGCUCCAGACCUAACCCAGCCAGCGACCACCGCCGACGAUCACCACCCCAGCGAUUAUCAACAAAGACGUCAUAACUCUGAGAUCUCGUCCUCGUCCGCUCAAAUACCUUCCUCGCAGUCCCUGCACUUUGCUCAUCAGUUUGCUACGCCUUCUCUGCGCUCCUACCAGCGCGACAGCAAUACAAACAACGGUUUUGCGCGCCAGCCCUUGCCGCAGCCCAAGCCUCGCUACUUUGCUCCCGAGCUGCGCCCGACAAAGUCGGUCUUAGUCGGUCCUGUCCAGCUGCCACCGCCCGCCGUCGGCCGACCAAAGAACUCGCCCUCGCCUGUCUCGUCGGGGUCGUUUAAAUCAAACAACUCUACCGCCUCGCAUCAACCGCAGCGGGGGCAAAUCCAACGAACCCCCGGUGUUCGUGAGACGCUGUCGACGCGUGCUCAGAGUAUGCCGCUCCCGAGCUCUGCAAAGGAGGAGUCGGCCUCGUCCUCGAGAUCGUCGCUCGAGUCUUCUGCUCAGUCGUCCUCUUCUUCUUCUUCAUAUGUCGAUGCGCCACCCGCCGCUGGUGCCAAAGCAGCAGCCGCCGCAGCACCUUCAUCUGACGUCGCGACAUCGAUGUCCUCGCGAACCGCCGGCAGCGGCAGCGAGAUCUCGCCUGCCUCGUCGAUGAUCUUUGAACGACAAGUGCAGCAAGACGCGGCCUCGACCAGCGCCGGCUCGUCCUGCGGCGCGAUUCCGACCCAUCACCACAGCUCGAACCUGAUCCCGCCGGUGCUGACGGCGUCGUGCGAAGUGCUCACGAACGAGCAGACUGAUCCUGACCAGGUCGAGGUUGUCUCGGUCUCGCGGAGUAGUCUGCACCGGAGCAACUCGAAUGCAUCGUUGACCUCCAUGGGCUCGAUCGCGCUCUCGAUGCAGCCUGUCUCGCCGACUGCGUCCGUCAAAAACUACAGCACCCCGAACAACUACACCACUAACGACAGCAACGAAGAGAACAUGAUUAAUAGUAAUGACAACAGCAGCCCCACCGUGCAGCACCGACUGAGCUUCUACUCGUUCGUGGACGUGAUCAACAGCGACUGCUCACCCGGUCUCUCUUCCAGCCCGUCAAGUCCGACCGUCGACUCGAGCAAGAGCACAAAGUCCGUCGUCGACAGCACGAUCGAGGAUAGCUCUCUUCGAACCCCGAGCAGUCCGGUGGUGAUGGUGACGACGUUGGGAGAGGCGAUUCGGCGGAAGCAGGACGAGAUUAUUACUUCGUUGUAGGUUUCUUUUUGCUUCUUGUAAUAUGUAAUUUCAGAGAGGGGUAGGAUGGAUCGGAUGGGUUUUUUUUUAUUUUUGUAUACUCUCUUUCGGUGUAUUUAGUGUAGUGUUUUCGU
Molecule: messenger RNA, 2098 nt
Organism: Myxozyma melibiosi
Lineage: Eukaryota; Fungi; Ascomycota; Lipomycetes; Lipomycetales; Lipomycetaceae
Exons: 2
Coding region: 189-1985 (598 amino acids)
Source: RefSeq, a predicted model, not a curated record